GGUAUUAAUAUCACAAUACGGUACAUAACACAUAAUUUUAAUAGAUGAAUCAACUUAAAAAUAAUACUUAGUGACGUUACAUGACAUGAUCACAAGUUGUUACUACAAUAUUGUCACGUUUUAUGAUAGCUAUAUCUGAAGGGGUAUAAAAGUAAUUUACAUCCUCUCGAUCUAUCUACGAAUAAAUAUCAAUGCAAACCUUUGGAUGGAUGUGAAUGUGAAAGAGAGAGAUACACAGGCAUGCAUAAUGAGAGAGAAAUGGAGGAGGUGUACUCUGUGAAAAUGGAGGAUGAGCACCUCCUUCCUCAUCAUCAAGAUGAUAUCCCUACAUCUGUUCUCCUUAAUCUGUAUUUGGGCCACUUCUUAGCCAGAUGGGGUGCCAGGACUUAUCUUAACUGAAGCUUUAUAAGUAUUUCUACUGCUUGGGAGUUCCCUUUUAAGACAUGGGAGUUUUCAGUUGGGUUGUAUAUGAUAAACAUUUGGCCGGAUUCUUUGCUUAUGGCUGCAGCCUAUGGGGUGGUCGAGUCCACAUCAACCACAUUAUUUGGUCCCCUUGUAGGCCAAUGGAUCGAUAACUCCACAUAUCCGAAGGUUUUACGGUUUUGGCUCUUAACACAAAAUCUCUCAUUUAUCAUUGCGGGAGUCACGGUGGUUGGACUUCUAAUCUCUCCAGAUUUGCGUGUCACCAACAUCCCUACAUUUUCUUUGCUUGUUGUGUUAACCAAUCUCUCCGGAGCUGUUGCGGUUCUUUCGACUCUUGCAGGAACCAUCCUAAUUGAAAGAGAAUGGGUGGUGGUAAUAUCAGAAGGGAAUUCUUCAAACUUACUAACAAAGUUGAAUUCCACAAUCCGGAGAAUCGAUCUAAUAAGCAACUUAUUCGCACCUGUUGUCACAGGAUUCAUCAUCAGUUUCGUGUCAAUGGUUGCAUCGGCUGUCAGUUUAGCAAUCUGGAACAUACUCUCAGCUUUCUUGCAGUACUGGCUCCUAAACUCUGUAUAUAAAGGGAUUCCAGCUCUUUCAGAGAGCAACCGAAAACGUGGACUAAAACUAACCACGCCAAAUCAUCUAAAACAAGCCCCUUCUACUUGUCUGGAACAAACUAGUGGCCAUCACGACACUUCUGAAGACGUUUCUUCGGGUACUUUUAAAGGGGUAUAUGACAGUCCGUUUAUUCAUGCUUGGCGAGUGUACCUUCAACAAGACGUGGUUCUACCAGGACUAUCCCUUGCUUUACUCUAUUUUACAGUCCUCAGUUUUGGGACUUUGAUGACUGCGACAUUGGAGUGGGACGGAAUACUAGCAUACAUAAUUGGAACAGGCAGAGGAAUAAGCGCGAUAAUUGGUAUUUCCGCCACAUUUUUGUACCCUUUAAUGGAGACUCGAAUCUCAACCCUUCGAACUGGACUUUGGUCAAUCUGGUCACAGUGGACCUGCCUCUUGGUCUGUGUUGGCUCAAUAUGGGUGCAAAACAGUACAACAUCGGCUUACUUGUUGAUGGUGGGAGUAGCAGCGUCACGUUUGGGGCUAUGGAUGUUUGAUCUAUCAGUCAUUCAACAAAUGCAGGAUCAAGUUUCUGAAUCUGAUAGAGCUGUUGUUGGUGGCGUUCAAAACUCGAUUCAGUCUUUCUGGGACUUGAUGACAUACAUCAUGGGGCUGAUUAUCUCCAACCCUCAGGAUUUUUGGAAGUUAAUCUUGAUAUCGUUCGGGUUGGCGACAAUAGCGGCGAUAAUCUAUAGUGUACAUGUAUAUCGAGUUCGGAAACACCUUUUUCACUUUAAAAAGUUGAUCAUGUUCUUUAAUCAUUAUGUAUAAAUCGUCAUUGUUAUAGUUUAGAGAUUUGAUAUAUGUUUUCA
Messenger RNA from Helianthus annuus (common sunflower), 1853 nucleotides. RefSeq names its product solute carrier family 40 member 2. Gene Ontology annotation, biological process: iron ion transmembrane transport. The transcript is spliced from 9 exons. Gene Ontology annotation, cellular component: membrane. Gene Ontology annotation, molecular function: iron ion transmembrane transporter activity. The record is from RefSeq and is a predicted model, not a curated record. Lineage: Eukaryota; Viridiplantae; Streptophyta; Magnoliopsida; Asterales; Asteraceae. Bases 469 to 1812 code for a protein of 447 amino acids.